Racocetra persica is the source of this 333-nucleotide messenger RNA. Lineage: Eukaryota; Fungi; Glomeromycota; Glomeromycetes; Diversisporales; Gigasporaceae. The record is from the annotation of a GenBank genome assembly.
GCUAUUGGUGUAGAAAAAUCAAUAUUUAAAGAAAAUUUUAUGAGCUAUUUAGAAGGAAAAGGAUAUAAAGUUUAUCAUCCAGUCAAAGUAUCUUUAUUACUUGAUGAUAAAUUAAAGCUUUUCUAUAAAGAUCCAAAAAAUAAUGCUUUAUUUUUUCAAUAUGUGAUUCUUAAUUUCUACAAGAAACAAGCUAUAGAAAUUAAUAUAAUUGAUUCAUAUGAUUUUGUAAUACUUGAUCAAACACAUAUUGAUACUGAAGUUUUUACAUUAAUAAAUACUGAAGAUGAAGAAGUUGUCGAUUUUUUAGGGAAAAAAGACAAGAAAUUAAAAUAG